Salvelinus fontinalis (brook trout) is the source of this 9598-nucleotide messenger RNA. RefSeq names its product protein PRRC2B-like. Gene Ontology annotation, biological process: cell differentiation. The transcript has 30 exons. Bases 247 to 7005 code for a protein of 2252 amino acids. NCBI's taxonomy places the organism in Eukaryota, Metazoa, Chordata, Actinopteri, Salmoniformes, Salmonidae. The record is from RefSeq and is a predicted model, not a curated record.
CCGCUUCUGUCUGUGGCAAGGAAUUUCAUUUUCAGGCCGGGUAGGUUGCCCACCAACAACAUAAGUAAACGGGAAAAUAGAAUAAGAAUAGGCAGCACAAUCGCCAGCCAUCCUUUGAAGCAACGUAAUCUUUCGGAAAUAAAUCGCCAUUAUUGAUCACAAUAAAUAAUAACAAGUAAAAUCGUAAAAGAAGGCACAGCAAGAGGCGCAUAGAAACAUUUCCAUACUCGAUGACAUUACAUCGCAAUGUCCGAUCGUUUGGGGCAAAUAACCAAGUCCAAGGAUGGGAAAAGCAAGUAUUCCUCACUCAGCCUAUUUGAUAAGUACAAGGGAAAGUCUAUAGAAACUCAGAAAACUGCAGCAGUUCCACGACAUGGCUUACAGAGUCUUGGCAAAGUGGCCGCAGCCCGGCGCAUGCCCCCACCCGCUCACCUGCCGAGCCUGAAGUCCGAGAACAAAGGAAACGACCCCAACGUGAUUAUCGUGCCCAAAGACGGAACAGGAUGGGCAAACAAGCAGGAACAACCCGAUCAAAAGAGUUCCAUUGCAUCAACACAACAGCUGCCGGAGUUGCAGCCGCAGCUGGCUUUACAGAAAUCUGUCUCCAAUCUCCAGAAGACCACACCGGUAGCCAGUCAAGAGAGCACAAACACAAGUGGACCAAAGCAAUGGGCCCAUCUAAAUGGAAAGGCCGUAGAACUAGAUGGUUUAAGGGCCUCAAACCGACUGCAGCCCUUCUCUCACGAGGAAUUUCCAACGCUGAAGGCUGCUGGGGAACAGGACAAGGCUGGCAAGGAAAGAAGCACCUUCGAUCCGUCGUAUGGGCCCGGACCAAGCCUCCGCCCCCAGAAUGUGACAAGUUGGAGGGAGGGUGGUGGGAGGAACCUUGUGCCCUCAUCCCUGCCGGCCUGCCUGCCUUCAGAGACCGAGGGCAAGGCCAGCGGCGGGGCUGAAACUGGGAGCUCCCCCCCUCCUCUUCCCCCCUCUGCCUCCUCUAUUCUCUCUGCCCCCAUGGUCAGUCCCACCACUGCCACCAUUGUCAGCGCCCCUCCAGCCCCGGAGCCCAAGGAGAUCUCUCUGCGCCCCGCCCAGCCACUCCGCAGGCCCGCCCCCCCUGCCCUGAGCCAUCACCACCCUACCACCACCACCUACCACGACAUGCUGCCUGCCUUUAUGUGCCCCAAAGAGACUUGUGAAGCUCCCGGCACUGCUGAACACACUGGCCCUGUCACUGUGGUCGCCCCAGUCCGCUUUGACAACAGGCCCACCUUCAGGCAGCCCUACCCCAAUAACAACCAAGAGCCUGUCAAUGGCGAGGUGGGAAGAGGAGAAAACCGCUUCAUCCGCGGGCCCCUGCGCAACCCCUCCUCCCGACCCAUCCGUCGACCUGGCGACAGACCCCCUCGUCCGGCAAUCAUCAACCCAGAUGACCUGAAGGAUCUGGAUGAGCUAGACAACGACUGUGAAGAUGGCUGGGCAGGUAUCCAUGAAGAAGUCGAUUACGGCGAGAAACUCAAGUUCAGUGAUGAUGAGGAGGAGCAUGCCGCUGGUGAAAAGAACAAGAUGUGGGCUGAAUGGGAGAACCAACGUCGUGAGCGCCAGUUAUCCCUGAGCUCAGGAGAGGGGCCAUACCCCCAGGAGGGCCCUGAGGAGGAGGCUUACCUUGCCUACCAGGAGCAGAUGGCCCACAGGAACACCAAUGGCAGGUUCCCCUCUGGAGAAGCACAGGCACAGCAGAAGAGCUCCGGGCUGGGCAUGGCCCAACAGGGUGAGCCCCUGGAAGACCAGGAGGAGCGCCAGGUCCCAGCCCGGGGCAAGUUUGUUUCCCCUGAGCUCUCAGAGGCUGUGGAGAGAGCACGCCGACGUAGGGAGGAGGAGGAGAGGCGUGCCCGCGAGGAAAGACUGGCCGCAUGUGCCGAGAAGCUCAAGAGGCUAGAUGAGAAGUUUGGGAAGAUGGAGAGGCAGUUGUCGAGGUCUGAGGAGGAAGCAAAGGACGGGGAGAGCAAGGAGGCAGCACUGUCCCCUGGAAGAGAGAGCAAAAACCACCCAGAGAGCUGGCAGUACGGCACCAAAGACGCUGAGUGUCUCUUGGAGCACUCCCCCAGACAGCAGGACUACAGGGACAAGGCCACCUCGGGCUUCGCCUCCUACCGCAGCGAGGACGAUGCCGGGGCCGAAUCCAACUCUCCCCUACCGCCCCGCUUCCAAAAGCAGCAGCAGGAGCAAGUGUAUAAGAUGCAGCACUGGCAGCAGCAGUCUGGCCACCCCGCCCCCUCCGGCUCCAGCCACCCCCAGAGGGGCUACUACCCCCCACACGUGCUGGGCUUUGACCCCCGCUGGAUGAUGAUGCCCCCCUUCAUGGACCCCCGCAUGGCCCAGGGCCGCUCCCCUGUGGACUACUACCCUAACGCUGUCCACUCUUCAGGAAUGAUGAAACCGCUGAUGCAGCCAGACCACCUGAACAGCCCAGGGUCCACCUCUGACGAGGGCUGCCACCCCAGCAUGCAUCACGAGAGGAGGGCCCCCUCCACCGAGCCCUACCCCGUUUGGAACCAAGAUGGCUACCCCCCUCGCAGUUUCACCCCACCCUACCAGAGACAGCACGAGAGCUCAGACAGGAGCCAGCCAGACGACCGGAUUGACAGGACCUGCUCCCAGCAGGACUUGUAUGAAGAGAGGGGAAACGAGUGCCUAGACAACCCCUCUCACGACCUCUCCCAUCCGGCCUACCACCAGAGCAGAGGCACCGACAGGGACCACCAGUCGCACAACCAAGGCCUGCUCUCCACAGCCCUGAGCCGGCCCCAGCAGCAGAACACAGACGGCGACUACCCCAAACAGGAGCCCAAAGACGGGCACCUGAAGGACAGCACUGACCACCACGACGAUGUCUUCGACACCGCCAAGGAAAAGGGCUUUGACUCAGACUUCUGGAGGCGAGAUGGAGGCCAGAAGAAGGAAGGUGGUGUUGGUGUUCAGAACCAGUGGUUUGAUCCUGGCUCCACCACCUCCGCCAGCAGUGUAAGCCAGGCAUCUGAGACCAGUGGUAGGACCCUGACCCGCAGGACCGGCCCCAUUAAGAAGCCUGUGCUCAAGGCCCUCAAAGUGGAAGACAAGGAGAACGAGAAGCCCAAAGUGGAGCCCGGGGAGAAGGUAGUCCCUUACCGCCUGGAGAAAGAAGUGCUCACCAAUGUAUAUGACCUGAAGAAAGACAACCAGCCCCUAGUAAGUAACAGACGCUCCGCCUCACCUGCUAUCGAGAAGCAGCCAGAAGGGAAGCAACACCAACCACCAGCCCCUGCUAAAGUAGAGCAGCCAUCCAGUCCCCACAGUGAGGAUUUACCCAAGGAGAGCAGCUGGGACAGUGGGAAGAGCCAGUCCUCUAGAGACGACCAGGAGAGCAGGGAGCCUGCCGCACCACGACGCAACAACUGGAUCUUCGUCGAUGAGGAGCAGGCCUUUGCCGGAGCCAGGGGAACGGGUAGAGGUCGAAGCCGUGGCGGCUUCAGGGAGUUCAGCUCCAGAGGAGACCGGGGAGGCCGAGGCGGAGAGAACCCCAGAGGAAGCUACAACAACAAUAACAGCAGGGACGCCGUUGGAGCCCAGAGACCAGGCAGAGGCAGAGGACUGCCCAGGGACUUUGUCAAGGUGGAAGACCUGCAGAGGGGGAAGCCAAGGAGGCGCAACGUCAGCGAGACUCUGAGCGAGACCUCAGAGUACGAGGAGCUGCCCAAGCGGCGGCGCCAGAAGGGCUCUGAAAACGGAGAGGGUGUCAGCUACCCAGAGCAGGGAGAGACCAGGAAGGCUGACCGAGACUCGUGGAGGUCGAACAAGGUGUACACUGAAGACCAGGCGGCUAGCGACGCCCGAGACGACAAAGCCAAGGCCAGCAGCAGGGGGUUCGGCGGCCGCUCUCUGCCUCCCAGACUCGACACUGGCAGGGGCUACAACACCGGCCGGGGGUUCAACAACAGCUCCAGAGACACCUCCACCUGGAGGGGCCGGGGGACACAGUUCGGCAGCGGCGGUGGGCCAAUGCAGGAGAACGGCUAUGGCCCGGGCACCGAAACCUUCUCCAGAAGACCACCACCUGCAGAGCGCGAGCCCCUCAAAUACACCCCCAAGUUUACCGGCUCUACCGGUUCCUUCAUGGAGAAUGGCACAGAGGACCGUGGCUUGGAGGGAGAGUACUACAUAGACAACGACAACCCUGGACAACAGCAGUUAAGAAGACGGCGGCCGCCACGCCAGGACAAGCCCCCGCGCUUCCGCCGACUACGUCAAGAGAGGGAGCCUGGCAGCGGCCAGUGGACCAGUGACGAGUAUAUCAACGGAUCGGACGGAUUCGCCAACCCCUGGCCAGGCCGCUCCAAGGAGGGAAGUAGAGAAGACGGCUGGCCCAGUGGCCACUACUCCGGAGGGGGAGGAAGGUCCAGUGGUCAGCAUGGCCAGGCUGAGGACUGGGAGACUGGCUCGGAGAACAGCGACUUCAACGACUGGAGGGAGAAGCGAGGUGGAGGGCAGCAAGCCCACGGUGGAGAUGUGCACUCAGACUCUGGCCACGGGGAGCUUGGCUCUGUGGAGAAGAGGGAGCUGGCCAAGAGAAGCUUCUCCAGCCAGCGCCCCCUGAUGGACCGGCAGAACAGGAAGGGAGAGCCGGCUCUACUGGAAGGGAACAAGAUGACACGUUCCUCAGAGAACCCCAACGCACUGCCCUCCUGCAACAGGAACGACGGCUGGCAGAACGGAGGGGCCUCCAACCAUAGGAGGAACAAAGAGGAUUCAGGCCUAGUCUACUGUGUCGAGCAGUCUGAGGAGGGCCACCAGUCCAACGAACACUCAGGGAAGAAGCUGGACAAGGAGCUGAAGACUCGGUCUGUAAAGGGAGACCUGGCCGAGCCAUUGUCUCAGUACGACCUCACCAGCUACCACAUUGAGGGGGAUGCUGGGGGUUCCAGUCCAGAUGGGUUCCAGGACCUGUCCAAGAAACAGCAGCGUCAUCUUCCACAGGAAGACGACAGGAGGAGGAAGGAACAUGGAGCUCCGGUGCCGGUGAAGAACAGACCGAUCACCUCCAAGAUGCCCCCACGGUUUGCCAAGAAGCAGGGUGGCAUGACCAUGGAUCAGCCAGAGGAGGGCCUCUCUGCCAACAACCUGGGCACUGAGAUCUGGGAGACCAACAGCUCCGCUCUGUCAGUCCAGUCAUCUGGAGGAGACUCGUGGACCAAGCAGGUGUCUUAUACAGGCAGCGAGCCCAACUCUGAGGACUCUGACGCGGGGCCUGAGCAGAGCAAGGAGCAGCACAAGCCCGGCCCCAUCGGCAACGAGCGCUCGCUCAAGCACCGCAAGGGCUCGGAGGGUCUGGAGGGCGGGCCCAUUACGCCCGUCAACGGCGUGAACCUCCACGUGGACACAGUGCUGCCUGUGCCGCCCAUAGAGUUUGGCGUUAGCGCCAAGGACUCUGACUUCAGCCUACCGCCCAGGUCCACCCCAGUGCCUGUGUCCAACCCCGUCACCAAGCUACAGGUCACCCUUGCCAGCAACCCGGCCUUGACCCAGGCCAUCCCCAUGCUGCGUAGAGACCACCUGCAGCCUGGCAUCAACCUCAACCCCAUCUCUUUCCCCAGCGCUGACCUCACACUCAAGAUGGAGUCAGCCCGUAAGGCGUGGGAGAACUCCCAGUCUCUCCCUGAGCAGGGCUCUCCUGGUGGGGUUGCCGCUGGUGCCCAGCCCCCCUGCACUGUAGGCUCCUCCAGUGGGGUCAGCUACAGCUCCUUUGGAGGGGUGCCCAUGCCCGUGGCCUCUGUGGCGCCUUCCAUGUCCAUGCAGGGUAACCAUAUACCCCCGCUGUAUCUGGACGGCCAUGUUUUUCCCAGCCAGCCUCGUCUGGUGCCCCCAACCAUGACCCAGCAGCAGAGCUACCAACAGGCAGCUGCCCAGCAGAUCCCCAUCUCCCUGCACACCUCUCUGCAGGCCCAGGCCCAGCUUGGUCUCCGGGGGGGCCUGCCCGUCUCGCAGUCCCAGGAGAUGUUCAACUCCAUUCCCUCCUUCAGGUCCCAGGUAUACAUGCACCCCAAUCUGUCCCAGCCCAGCCCCAUGGUGCUGUCAGGUGGUGGCCCCCUCAAGGGGCCCUACUCGGCCUUCCCGGGCAUGCAGCCGUCGGAUAUGGUCAAGCCCCAGUCUGGCUCCCACUACCAGCCAAUGAAUGGCAGCCAGGCCAUGGUCUACGACGGCCAGAUGAACCAGGGCCCUGGCAUGGGCUCCUCCCAGCUCAUGGACUCCCAGCUCAUCCAGGUGACCAUGCCCUUGCCAGGCUCUCAGCUGCGUUAUGGCUCUGCCCAGCAGCACCUCAUCCUGCCCCAGUCCAUCCAGCUCCAACAGGGCCAGAACCUCUCCGUGGGAGCUGCCCGCAGAAUGCUCCCCCCUGGCUCCCAGCCCCCAGUCAUGACCGGCAGCAGAGAGAAUUUCCCAAUCUCUACUGGUCCGUAUACUACUUACAAGACCUCCCAGAUGGAAAUGAAAGGUUUCCAGUUCUCUGACAAGCCCAAUCACUCCCAGGGCAUGCCUGGAGGAUACAACAGACCAGGGUCUGCCAGCCCCAGUGGGAAGCCGUCUGGCCCCGUGCCUGGACAUUACACCCAGCAGAAGACGACCUCCAUGCAGGCUGUUCAGCAACGAGGCUGGGCCUGCAGUGGCCCUGGCCUGACCUGUAGUUGCUGCUACAGAGACCCGGCCACCGGCUGGUUUGAGGCCCCGCUGUGCCCCCUCCACGGCAAGGUCCCUCCUCCUCAGGGCAGCAUGGUUAUGCACAUGCGUCCCCCCACCACCGGCCCCUUCCCCACCCCCAUCCAGAGACCUGUCAUGCAGGUCAACAAGACCGUCAUCAUCCGCUCCCCCCCUUAUCCCAACCCCGGGCGCGAGCCCCUCCACUCCACCCCCCCCUUGGCCCCCGAGCCCUCUGUCAAGGGGCCGGAGGAUGGCAUGAAGUUGAGCCACCCACUGUAAAUACAGCAUGCUAGCCUGUCCAUAGGCGCCAGCUGGUGAGUGAGGGGAAGGCACUGUUGGGGGGCCUGAUGACCAGCAACCUCCAGGAGCCCCUUCCCGGCUGGCAGGGCAAACCAGCACCAUGCACCAGAACCAUCAAAGUGGAAGAGGGCAAGGCAUAGCAACGGACCUUAAACCUCCUUUUAACCUUCACAAAGCCUGCUUCUGGAAGACGCAAACCCCUGCCUCCUCCCUCGGCCCACCUCUCAGCCUUCUCUCACGAAACCCCAGGUCGGGCGCCAGACUGAAGGGCAGACAUACUGUAUCAACUCCCAGAACCUGACACCAACUUUCAGAACCGGACAUUAUUAUUAUUGUUAAACACCACAUAUAGAGAUAUAUAAAUAUAUAUAAAUAUAUACAUAGACAAUAGUUUGGGACACUCUUCUAAGCAGACUCUUCAAGGUCCUCUUUAUUUAUUAAUGUUAAUGUCCAUUUUGAGAGAAGAAUAAUGGUAACAAAAAAGAGAAUAGAAAUUCACGUUUUCUGUGUUGCUCGCCAUCAGAGUCCGAAAAAGGAAACGACCAGCUCCUGCAGAUAGUUCACUGUCGUAAUUCACCCCUUUUUUGCCAAACUGUACUUAACUUUUUGGUCUGUAGUCUUGUAGAUGAGGCAGACACUUGACAUGUCACCACAAGAAAGAAAAUCUAUAAGUGUUUAAAAAAUGAAUUGCAGAGCGGCACCUUUUUGUCCCCCCCAACUCUUUGUCAUUUUUCGCUGAUAACUGUGGAGUUUUAAUAAAAUUUUAGUCGUCAUCGCCUAUUUGCUCUAUUCAAGGACUCCUUUUAUUCAAUAAAAAUCCUUCAACCCCAGAUUUGAGGACAUUGUGUGUAGACGUGGAAAGGCAUGACCUGGGGUGUCACCCUCCCAGGGUACUUCACACAGCUCGUGAACUGUGACGAAACUGCUUAGAUUGUUAGAAAAUGUUUCCGUUAUUUUUAAAAGGCAGUUUUUUUGCUUUUAUGUUGCUCUCUCGCCUUUAUGUAUUUCCUAUUUUAGAGAACUCAUGUUGCCUCAUUUGAAGCUUCCCUGGCUUUGAUGCAGUGUAUACGGCAGGGUAGCCUAGUGGUUAGAGCGUUGGGCUAGUAACCGAAAGGUUGCAAGUUCAAAUCCCCGAGCUGACAAGGUACAAAUCUGUCGUUCUGCCCCUGAACAAGGCAGUUAACCCACUGUUCCUAGGCCGUCAUUGAAAAUAAGAGUUUGUUCUUAACUGACUUGCCUAGUUAAAUAAAAAAAAAUAAAAAAAGGUUAAAUGUAAGUCGCUCUGGAUAAGAGCGUCUGCUAAAUGACUUAAAUGUAAAUGUAAAUGUACAUGUGAUGUGCUGAACAUGGGUUAACCGCAGGGCCUGAUCCAGGAUUACGUCACAACAUUUCAAAAGGCUCUGAAGUCAGUGGACAUGUGACGCUGCAGUGUGUGUGGUUUUAAUCAACCAAGCUGGCAAAAAAUGUGGAGUUAUCCUUUAGUAUUGGGGAGUGAGGGUGGGCUUCAUUGACUUACUGUACGAUCCCAAUAGCUGAUUCAAAUUCUUUCUAUCGCUAUCCUUUUAGUUGUAAUGAGUUAAUCUGAAUCACAUCUGAUACAUGUCAAGUUAUUUUAUAUCCCUCUCCUGGAGUGUUUUUGCUUUUUCUCCUAGAGCUAUUAUAAAUACGACUUGAUGGAGGUUAGUGAAGAAAUUAGUAGGCAUACCUCCCUAAUGAACGUUCAGCACCAUGUAAGGUCUCCGGUUAAUAAACGCAGCCUAACUAGAACUCUCAAUCAGGGUCCAAAUAUCUAUUUCUAUGUUACGAUUUGAUGAUAACGGAGGGUGAUUAGAUGCUAGAUUAAUUAAUGUACUAUCUUCGUGUAACAUUUUUUUGUGAACGUUGCAGUUGCUUUGGGGUCUCGGAAGGAAUAUUAAAGCAUUUAUUUUUUGUUAGAAAAAUGUGAUCUGUUUGCUUUUUUUUUUUUGUCACAUUUUGAAAGUCAUAUUUACUAUUCCAAUGUCAUAACGGUUUAGAGAUGUUACUGCUUAUUAUAAUGCUCCAUGACACUACAAAAUGUUCACUCAUCUUUGUCACUGAUGUCUGUACAUUAUGCAUACCUGUUCAUUAUAUUCUGAGUUGUGGUCAGUCGGGGAGGGUGGGAGUCAAACAUGUUUGAUUUAUAUAUUGUAUCACUAAUAAAAUGAUAAAUGUUUAAAAGGUCACUUAUGUUCUCACAGGGUGGACUACUUUAACUUUUGGAUUGGCUUAUUGGACGUUAUGGCUUUCCUGCUUUUUGAAGUGACAGGACCCUGUCAGUUUUUGGAUAGAAAAGGUGGACACUGAAACCUCUUAUACACACCUGAGAAACUGCAUUUGGUUUCCGCGCUCGACUUCUAAUACUGUACCUACACCAAGAUAUCGCCAUGACGCUUAUUUUUAUUUUUUUACUUUUAAGAGUCAUAUUUGUUUUGUCAGAGGACCCGUACACUCUGGAACUGAUCCAACAGUCUAUCCUUCCUGAUAUGUGAUCAUAUUCGCCCUUUCCUUGUUAAGAGCUUGAUUGAAAUAAAGCCGUUGUGCUUUUUCAAAA